This is a messenger RNA of Blepharisma stoltei, 282 nucleotides long. The record is from the annotation of a GenBank genome assembly. Lineage: Eukaryota; Ciliophora; Heterotrichea; Heterotrichida; Blepharismidae.
AUGUUGAUGGCUGGCUUCGGAGGUUCGAGCUGGUGCUACAUUAGCAAAUGGAGUUUUGUGGAUUUUGCAUGGAGCAUCUGAAGAUGAAGAUGAGGCUUGAUGGAGUUUGUAAUACUUGUUAUUGAUGCUGAAAUUUUUUAUUUUGUUGUGUUGUUGUUGAUGCUGUGGUUUUUUGACGAUGCUACUGUUGUAGUUGAAGAUGAUGAUGGUGAUGCAAAGAAGUUAAUGAUGGUGAAGAAUUUUUGAAUAAAAAGAGAGAAAUGCUUCAUUACGAAGCGGUAA